Messenger RNA from Spinacia oleracea (spinach), 1680 nucleotides. RefSeq names its product tlg2p-like protein a. The record is from RefSeq and is a predicted model, not a curated record. The transcript has 8 exons. Gene Ontology annotation, biological process: vesicle-mediated transport; intracellular protein transport; vesicle fusion. Gene Ontology annotation, cellular component: SNARE complex; membrane; endomembrane system. Lineage: Eukaryota; Viridiplantae; Streptophyta; Magnoliopsida; Caryophyllales; Amaranthaceae. Gene Ontology annotation, molecular function: SNARE binding; SNAP receptor activity. The coding region runs from base 249 to 1223 and encodes 324 amino acids.
CUUGGGAAAUUAACCAAAUGUCCAAACGGCAAGCGUAACAAGGCAGCCCGGAAAAGGAUAUGAAUUAAUUAAUCCAAAUUCUAACCAAAAACCAUAAAGAAAAGUAGGAGUUGAUCAGCUUCUUCAGUUCAUCAUUCUUGAAAAUCUUUUAUCCAUCAGUUUUGAUUUUUCCUGUCCAAAACCCUAAAAUUUCACUCUUUCACAUUCAAACCCCCCAAUUUCUCAAUCGGCUUUGAUUUUUGUUGAAAAUGGCGACAAGAAAUCGGACAACACUGUUCAGAAAGCACAGAGAUGCAAUUAAAGCUGUUAAAAUGCCGGAUUCGUCGUUAAUGGGCGGCGGAGGUGGCGGCCGAAAUGGUGGUCCGGUGAUCGAGAUGACUUCACUCCUUAAUUCGCACGCAUCUUCUUCCUCUUACACUCCUCUCAGUACUGAAGAUCCCUCUACUUCCAGAGAUGCACUGACAGUGGGUCUACCACCAGCAUGGGUGGACAUUGCAGAAGAAAUAACUGCAAAUAUUCAACGUGCUCGAAUCAAAAUGGCAGAGCUAGUGAAGGCUCAUUCAAAGGCUUUAAUGCCAUCCUUUGAAGAUGGUAGGGAAGAUCAGCGCCAGAUUGAAGGCCUUACCCUAGAUAUUACUGACCUAUUGAGGAGAUCAGAAAAAAGGUUAAAGGAGCUUUCAGUACGUGAUCUUUCUGAGGAUUCUGGUGUUCGGAAAAAUGUACAGCGUUCUCUUGCUACAGAUCUCCAGAACCUUUCUGUUGAAUUACGUAAGAAGCAAUCAACAUAUUUAAAGCGACUUAGGCAACAGAAGGAGGGAGCUGAUGGUGUUGAUUUGGAAAUGAACUUAAAUGGGACCAUGCUGAAAGAUGAAGAAGAUGAAUUUAGUGACAUGGGUUUUGACAAUCAUCAACUUUCCGAGUUUAAAAAAAGCGAUCAUUUGACAGCAGAAAGGGAAAGAGAGAUCACUCAGGUUGUGGAGUCUGUGAAUGAACUUGCUCAGAUCAUGAAAGACCUUUCAGUUCUUGUGAUUGACCAGGGUACUAUAGUUGACCGAAUAGACUACAACAUCCAGAACGUUGCAACAUCAGUUGAGGAGGGCUUCAAACAGCUUCAGAAAGCGGACAGAUCACAAAAAGGGGGUAUGGCACGAUGCGCAACAAUUCUCAUUAUUAUGUGCUUAGUUAUGUUGGUGCUUCUCGUUCUUAAAGAGAUAAUAUUCUAGCCAAAGUAGAAACUUUUGUCACGUGUCUCCGGUAGUAUUGGCUCGGCAUCUCGCAAUUUGAUUAGCUUAUUGAUGCUGAGGUUCAGUGAGAUCAAGAAAUUUGUUCAUUGUAAUUACAGAAAAACCAGACACAAGCUCUGCACCGAUUAUUUUCCGGGUCCUGAUGUUUGGUUUGUGACACGGAAACCACAUUUUCUGAUGAAUUUGGUUAAUAGCUAGUAAAGAAAGUUUUGUAACGAUAUCCAGCUGGGGAUGAACUAUCCAUUGUAUAUGUGAUCUUGAUCUGUCAGUGUUCUUGACUGUUAAUUGAUUUAUUAUGAUGAAGAAUUGAAGAGCAGAUUCGUCAAUGGUCAGGUGCUGCUUUUGUAUCAGCUGGGGUGAAUGUGCAGUCUAGUUUAGCAAAUCUAUAAACUUUCAGGAAAUAUAUUCUUUAUACGAAGUAUUAUUUUUCCAAACA